This is a messenger RNA of Solenopsis invicta (red fire ant), 871 nucleotides long. RefSeq lists its product as uncharacterized. NCBI's taxonomy places the organism in Eukaryota, Metazoa, Arthropoda, Insecta, Hymenoptera, Formicidae. The transcript has 2 exons. The record is from RefSeq and is a predicted model, not a curated record. Bases 101 to 646 code for a protein of 181 amino acids.
GAGAGAGGGGCGGAAGAGCGGCGGGACUCGCUUGGGACGGAGAGAGACGGAGAACGGAAGAGGGAGCACACAGGGCGAGCGAGGGCGGGGAGAGCAGGAGAUGCGGUGCGGUGGGAGCGGGUGGAUGCAGGAGGACUGCGCGCGUAGAGUGCGAAAGAGAGAGAGAGGGAGGGUGAAGAGAGGACGAGGAGGACGAGGAGGACGAGGAGGACGAAGAGGAGGCGGCCUCGGAGCAACGUCGGUGAUGUCAGUGUGCACGCGGACGCCGAGUCGGCUUCGGCGUUGGCGUAACGUCGCGACGCAACCGCACCGCGAACGCAGGGCAUCGCUCGCCGAUCGUCACUCUGACGCGCGCUGGGCAUCAGAAGAGAGUGCGCGACCCCCCGGGAGUGACGACGACGCGCCGCCGUUGCGUCGGACGUCGAGAAUCGCGGCUUUACGACCAACGACCACGACGACGCCGGUCGUCGCGACGACACGGCGACGAAGACGACGACGACGACGACGACGAGGACGAGGACGAGGACGAUUACUACUGCGGCGUUCGGUGUGUGCGCGAGAUUUCGUUAGCCACGUUGCUGCUGUGAAGUGUGUAUAUGCGACAGCGCAACGUCAAGCGCUCGCGGCUUUACGAUGGGAAUCGUGAAUCGUCGGUGAAACCGGAUGCCACGGUUAAAACCUUCCGUUUGCGCGCGAUAGUCGACGCUCGAUAAUCGGCGACAAUUUUCCCGGAUUGGCCCUUUUCGCACGCAGAAACGACGGCGCGGCGCGGCGGCGGUCACGCACGAUAACGCCGCCGACGAACGAAACCGCCACGAACGAAGAUAAGUGCUAAGGGACGUUCACGUCGAUUUUAUUGCCGGGGACGAUG